Lucilia cuprina (Australian sheep blowfly) is the source of this 1265-nucleotide messenger RNA. RefSeq names its product vitellogenin-1-like. Gene Ontology annotation, biological process: lipid metabolic process. The transcript is spliced from 3 exons. The record is from RefSeq and is a predicted model, not a curated record. Lineage: Eukaryota; Metazoa; Arthropoda; Insecta; Diptera; Calliphoridae. Gene Ontology annotation, molecular function: lipase activity. Bases 56 to 1216 code for a protein of 386 amino acids.
UUUGCAUCCUCAAGUUAAAAGUGUUGUAAACAAUUUACAGAGAAAAAAAGAAAACAUGAAGUUAUUUUACACCAUAUUUUUACUGUGGUCUUUGAUCGAAAGCCAUAGUGUACAAGGACGAGCUUCCUUUGGCGUUUCGAAUUAUGCGAAUUCCUUCAGUACUAUAGUUAAGGGUCUUGGCAGGGAAAUUCCAAAUGUAAUUCCCACACCUAGUGAGUUGUUUAGGGCAUCGAAACAAGUCUUAUUUGGUUUACCCGAAACUGCUGUAUUCCGUACAGUUAAUAAUUUGUGCUCCGUGUAUUUGGCGGCUGAUACCAUUAGUCCACGUGUUACACCCGAUAUGAGUGCCAUGUCUUUGCGUUUACGUACACCUUGCGAGGAAUCAAGUUAUUCCCUAACUGAAGCUGAGAAUAUUUUGCAAAAUCCUGAUUUUGAUGUUAGCAAAAAGUUGGCUAUAUUCGUAACCGGUUGGACAGCUAGUUCCGAAGAUGCUUAUGUCACCGAUAUGGCAAAUGCUUUUCUUUGCAGAGGAGAUUACAAUUUCUUGGCCUUAAAUUCCUCCGAUUCCAUUGACACCUUAUACACUUGGUCUGCCUAUAAUACCGAAGAAGUUGGUCGUCAAUUAGCUGAAGCAUUGGCAAAACUACAUGAACAAAUACCAGCUGAAAAUAUUCAUUUAAUUGGUCAUAGUUUGGGUGCGCAUAUUGUGGGCUACGCUGGACGUUAUUUUUCAGAAUAUACUGGGGAAAAAAUUGCACGUAUUACCGGUUUAGAUCCCGCCAAUCCUUGUUUUAACGAAGGCGAAGAUUUAUCUGGCCUACAACGUGGUGAUGCUGAAUUCAUCGAUGUUAUACACACAAAUCCAGGAGUAUUGGGUAAAGCUAACUCGGUUGGUGAUGUUGAUUUCUAUGCCGAAGGUAUGGCUCCCAUUAAACCGGGUUGUGUUAGAUUUGGCUGUUCCCAUGGUCGUGCUUAUGAAUAUUUCACUGAAUCAGUUUAUCCCGGUAAUGAAGAGAAUUUCUUGGGUGUACGUUGCAGCUCGUUGAGUAAAUUGAAUAAUGGUUUUUGUACUGGCGAAGGAUAUCCAAUGGGUUUUGCUGUACCUACUGAUUUGAGAGGUAAUUACUAUUUAUCGGUUAAUGCCCAGCAACCUUAUGGACAGAAUAAUAACGGUCGCGCUGCAGUACCAAGUGAGUGUGCUAAUGUGUGUAAUUAAGUUUAAAUGAAAAUUUUGUAAAAAUAAAUAUUAAAUAGAGAAGCAAAAU